Molecule: messenger RNA, 1934 nt
Organism: Thlaspi arvense
Lineage: Eukaryota; Viridiplantae; Streptophyta; Magnoliopsida; Brassicales; Brassicaceae
Source: the annotation of a GenBank genome assembly
CUUUUACGUAAAUAUGAGAAGAUAUCGCUGUGUGUUUAAAGUGACAAAAUAUAAAGAAAAUGAAAAUUCGAGUAAAUCCUAAUUAGAAACCGAGUUUGAAAAUCCGAAGUUGUUAACAGAAAAUGAGAAUAUACUCCAAAUCAAAACAAGAAUCGGAAUUACGAAUAACAGAGCUGUUAUAUAUUUUGUUUGGUCUCCCUUUAGUAAAGAAAGACAGAGUGUGAAAUCCAAAUCUGAGAGAGAUAAUGACGAAAGUUGGCCAGAGAGAUUCUCCGGCGAUAACAGAGUCUUCGACGCCGACGGCUAAAAAACGAUUUUGGACUCCGGGAAGAUUCGUUGCGAUCUUGUGUAUCAUAAACCUGAUCAAUUACGUGGAUCGAGGAGUGAUCGCAAGUAAUGGUGUCAAUGGAAGCUCAAGAACAUGUGACGCCAAAGGGCUUUGCUCUGCAGGAACUGGAAUUCAAGGAGAGUUUAACUUAACCAACUUUGAAGAUGGUCUCUUGUCAUCUGCGUUUAUGGUUGGGCUUCUUGUGGCUUCUCCAAUAUUCGCUGGAUUGUCAAAAAGAUUCAAUCCUUUUAAACUAAUCGGUGUGGGGUUAACUGUCUGGACUCUCGCCGCUACUGGUUGCGGGUUCUCUUACAACUUCUGGAUGAUUGCUGCUUUUCGAAUGUUUGUUGGUGUUGGUGAGGCUUCUUUCAUCAGUCUUGCAGCACCGUACAUCGAUGAUAGCGCUCCUGCUGCACGGAAAAAUCUGUGGCUUGGACUGUUCUACAUGUGUAUACCAGCAGGAGUUGCUUUAGGCUACGUGUUUGGUGGAUAUGUUGGAAACCAUUUUGGAUGGCGUUGGGCGUUUUACAUUGAGGCAAUCGCAAUGGCUUUCUUUGUUGUACUGUCCUUCUGUCUCAAACCACCUCAGCUAAAAGGUUUUGCUAAUAAAGAUCCGAAGAAGCCCUCUACAUCUAUUGAAACAGUCGCUCUUACAGAUGCAGAAGCUUCACAGAUCAAAACCGAAACCCCCAAAUCCAAGAAGAGUCAGAACCUGGUAGUAUUGUUUGGAAAAGACUUGAAGGCUCUUUUCAGCGAGAAAGUAUUCAUCGUGAAUGUUCUUGGUUACAUCACCUACAACUUUGUCAUCGGAUCUUACUCGUAUUGGGGACCAAAAGCUGGUUUUGGUAUCUACCAAAUGAAAAAUGCUGACAUGAUUUUUGGAGGGCUUACAAUCAUUUGUGGGAUCGUUGGAACGUUAGGUGGAAGUUAUGUGCUUGAUCGCAUUAACGCUACACUUUCUAACACCUUCAAGCUACUAGCGACAUCUACAUUAUUCGGCGCAGCGUUCUGUUUCGCUGCUUUCUCCAUGAAGAAUAUGUAUGUUUUCAUCGGUCUCUUUGCAGUGGGUGAAAUUCUAAUCUUUGCACCACAGGCUCCAGUUAACUUUGUGUGUCUCCAUUGCGUUAGACCAAACUUGAGACCAUUGUCAAUGGCUGUUUCAACUGUUUUGAUCCAUGUCUUGGGCGAUGUUCCUUCUUCCCCUCUUUUUGGAAAAAUGCAGGAUCGUCUCAAAAACUGGAGAACAUCAACUCUUAUUAUUACUUCAAUCCUCUUCCUCGCAGCUAUUAUUUGGGGUAUUGGGAUAUUUAUGAAGAGUGUGGACCGGUCUAAUGAAAAAAGUGAUGAUGAUGAAGAAGUCGAAGAAGAGAAAUUGGAAACCAAAGCAGACAACAACUCAUCUCUUGUCUAAAGUUUUGAAGACAUUCAUCAUUCUUUCUUCUGACCAAAUAAUUUUUUUAGAUUUCUUUUGUUCCACAUUGUUUAACUGAACAACAAUUCAUUUGAUUCAAUUUCUUCUCCAGAGCUUCUCAGUUUCUUUUGUGUACAUAAACUAAUUUCUUGAAUAAAAAAAUUAUUUUAAAUGGAUGGGAUUUUGUGUUCUUUA